UUCCCACAACGCUUCGUGUGUAUUGCACGCCACUGUUUAGUCAAGUGACGUCCGCGAUUCAUUAAAACUGACCUGCAUAAGUGAGCUACUUACGCUGCUUAAGAUAGCAAGUCAAACCUUGCGAGCAACGCACUAAAAUGGGGACUGAGAACAACGUUUGGCUUACUGCGGUGGUACCAUCUUUUGGUAAUUUACUAGCAACGCUUAUGCUCAUCAGCCCACUUCCAGCUGUGUUGAAGCUCCGAGCGACCGGGCGACUUGGGGACAUCAAUCCACUUCCCUACCCGCUCACAAUCUACAACGCCUCUGGCUGGCUGGCGUACGGCUUCGCCACGUCCAACCCCUACCUCUUCCCCUCCAACUUUAUCGGCUUCAUCGCGGGUGUGUUCUUCACCCUCACAGCCCACUCAGCGGCACCGCGCGGGUCCCAGGACCGUGUCGCGGGUAUCUUCAUGGUGGGUGCCGCCCACUUCAUCGGUAUGGGCAUCAUCGCGUUGUUUUGGAUGAGCGACGCGGCAGCCGACACGAUGUGGGGCAUCAACGCGACGAUCAUACUCAUGGUCUACUACGUCAUUCCGCUCUCGAGCUUGUGGGACGUUAUUAAGUCAAAGAACGCCAUCUCCAUCUACAUCCCGCUCGCCAUCGGCGCCACCGCAAACGGCUGCCUAUGGACGGCUUAUGGUUUUGCACUGAAGGACUUCAACAUCUGGUUCUGCAACGCCUUUGGCGCCGUCAUCGGCAUCAUCCAGCUCGUGCUGCGGGCCGUGUACGGCGCACGUGACGACAGCGCCAGCGCGGGGCUGCCGGCGCCGCCAGGAGCCAGUGCCCUGGUCACCGCCUUAACGCGGGCUGCCUCGGGCGGGCUGGGCGGUGGGGGGCCGCCUGUGCGCAAAAAGACGGAGCUGCCCAGUGAGCACCCGUCCGCAAAGUACCCCGGCGCCAAGGAGGGCAGGGGCUCCUCCAUCCUCAUGCUGCUCAACCCCUACACCUACCUGCACUCCCACGAGCGGGUGCCCAGCGCCUCGGGCGGCUCUCAAGCCAUGCGGGAGCUUGGGGCGCCCAUGAACGCGGGCGGCUCGGCGGUGGCGGCCAGUGGCGACAGCGGCGGCGGCGGCCCCAGCGGCUCCUCCGCAGCCGACCUGGAGUCGCGGGGGGCGGGGAUGGUGCGGACCGUGAGUGGCGUGGCGCCCAACAUCACAAGCGUGGUAACGAGCACAGUCGCGGGCAAGGGCACAUAGCUGGGUAAGAGCAGGAGGCGGCUGUAUUUAUAUAUCUUGGCGUUGGUGUGUGGGAAGGCGUGGUUACCUCUGAUUCCAAGGCAAUAGAGACCCGGCGGGCCGUGGGGACAGAUGAGGUCGCGCAAGCGAUCGCGCGGGAAUGCUACUGAGUGAAGAAGAAUCAAGAAUGGGACUCGAGGAAGCGUACGGUAUGCAUUGUUGCGUCACCAGCGCGCUGUCUGGGGUGUAAUGAUCAGGCUGUGUCGCUGUGGUGACUGUGAUGCGUGUGCGAUGGGACAGUGUUAAGGCAGGUUGGUGAAGUCCCGUAGGGUGCAGGUGCUGACUCCCGGACCCCAAACAAUUUGCAACGGCAGUGCAACGGCAGUGCAGGAGCGCGCGGCUGGUCGAACGCCGGUGACUGUGAUGCGUGCGAUACCUUGACAACCGGGUACUACAGGGCUCCAUGCUUAGGCGUGAUCGUGUCGAGAGGCUUUGGGACUUGGGGCAGGGUGUGUUUCCGUCUCCAUGACAGGGGCUUGCAGGCACGUGGUAGUUGUGGGUGUUCGUACGUGCGUAUAUUAUAGCCCUUGUACAGUCAACUUGCUGCCACUGGUGUUGGCCUUUUCUGUUGCUGUUGCUGGUGCUGUGGCACUGUUGCACAGCCAGGUACAGCCAGGCCAGGUCAGGAGGGGUGCAGCCUGGGUGCAGGCCUGCCAAAGCGGGGUGAAGCUGCCAGGUCUGGGGGAUGCUAGA
Chlamydomonas reinhardtii is the source of this 1970-nucleotide messenger RNA. RefSeq lists its product as uncharacterized. The record is from RefSeq and is a predicted model, not a curated record. NCBI's taxonomy places the organism in Eukaryota, Viridiplantae, Chlorophyta, Chlorophyceae, Chlamydomonadales, Chlamydomonadaceae. Gene Ontology annotation, cellular component: membrane. Bases 207 to 1238 code for a protein of 343 amino acids. The transcript has 7 exons. Gene Ontology annotation, molecular function: sugar transmembrane transporter activity.